CUGAAGACAACUCUCAGAUGCAGCCAGAUACGUUUACUUCCUCUCAUGAUUUUAACUAGAAAACAGCAUAUUAGAAAAGAACACUUGGAUAGAUCAUGGGCAUUACAUCAUGGAGUUGACGUUAGCACUCGUAUUGGGCUCCCUGUGUUGUUAUUGUAUCACAGCAGACACACCUUGGGCUGUGAUCAUCGUAGAGUCUCCUCAGCAGCCCUUCUACAGUGGAGACAGAGUCACUCUGAAGUGUGAAAUCUCACAGGAUGAGGGCUGGGACUGGGAGUAUCACUGGGUGAGGAAUGGUAGCAGUCUUCAGGUUUCUACGAACAGAACCAUCACCGUCACACUCCCUGAUGAGAGUGGUCUCUACCGUUGCUUUGGAAGAAGGGAGGAUUUACAAAGCAAUGACAGUCCUAACAUUACUAUCGUUUUCAAAGCCCUCCCUGCUAUCCUAACAUUAGACCCCCAGAGUCCUGUGUUCCCUGGAGAGAACAUCACUCUGAAGUGUGAAAUAGGGUCCUGUGGUGGUUGGACAUUUAAGUGGCAUGAAGGGUCAGACUCUGGGCCGGUAUAUGAGUCAAUCCAAAACACUUUCACUGUAAGAGCUGCGUCUAAUGAGACCAAGUACUGGUGUCAGGGCGAGAGGACAGACAGACCCACAGCAUCAGAAAGAAGUAAUGAAGUCAAUAUCCAGGUGAUGGCUCUACCUGAAGCUAAGCUAACAGCGGAGCCACAGAGUCCUGUGUCCACUGGGACGACGGUCACUCUGAAGUGUGUGAUAGAAUCACACAGUAACUGGACAUAUAAGUGGUACAAGGACAGAAAAAAUAAUCUUGAGAUUGAGGGGAACAACUUCACCAUCACCAGAGCUACUGAGUCUGAUGAGGGGACAUACUGGUGUCAGGGAGUGAGAGGAGAGAGACCCACAUCAACACAGCUCAGUAAUGCAGUUUCUGUUGGCAAGAAGGGUUCUGAGUCCAGUCCUUUUAUAACGGGUGUUGCAGUGGCUGGGGGUGUGGUCGGAGGAGUGGUCCUCACUGUCAUCAUUUUAAAAGUUAUUUCAUAUUACUACAGAAGACAGAAAGGUCCCAUUUCCAUCUCCUCCAGUGCAGGGCCAUCUCUAUCGCCCCCUACUGGUCUGGCUGAGAGACAUGCUGAUGAGCACCAGCAUCAGUCUGAUGGAGGAGGGCUUCCUGUUUAUGAAACAAUUCCACUCACAGACCAGAGCAGACCAGUGCUGGAUACAGUGUAUGACAAACUGUCGCUCAGCAAAAUGGGAAACCUUUCGUCACCAUGUAAUCCAUAUCAGCUUGUGAAGUGAAGCAGCAUCAGCAUGGGAUUGAACUCACAACCUUUACAACCAUGAAGCCCUGUUACCUACACUGUAAUGCUGCCUGUGGUGAAAGUGAUCUGUGUGCACACGUCCUGUGUUUAAAACUUCUCUGUUGAUACCGUGUCUUCACCAGUAGAGGGUGUAGGUGAUCUCACAGUGACUUCCUGGCCCUCCACCCCACUUGCACUACAGUGAAUCUAGCCAUCAUCAUGUGCAAGUCUAAUGCUGACUCAUUUCUUCAUUUAGUGAGAAUUAUAGUACCCUCCGCUUACAGAGAAGAGAGAGUGAGACGUUUGGACAAGGAGGAAAGCCUUUGGGGAGAACUAAAGAUGGUGCAAGCCCCUUUAUGAUAUUAUUACUUAUAUUAAACCCUGUUCUGUUAUGCU
Messenger RNA from Sardina pilchardus (European sardine), 1713 nucleotides. Its product is annotated as low affinity immunoglobulin gamma Fc region receptor II-like. The record is from RefSeq and is a predicted model, not a curated record. The transcript is spliced from 11 exons. Gene Ontology annotation, molecular function: transmembrane signaling receptor activity. Gene Ontology annotation, cellular component: plasma membrane. Gene Ontology annotation, biological process: cell surface receptor signaling pathway. NCBI's taxonomy places the organism in Eukaryota, Metazoa, Chordata, Actinopteri, Clupeiformes, Clupeidae. The coding region runs from base 110 to 1315 and encodes 401 amino acids.